Molecule: messenger RNA, 5989 nt
Organism: Stegastes partitus (bicolor damselfish)
Lineage: Eukaryota; Metazoa; Chordata; Actinopteri; Pomacentridae
Gene: trps1
Product: trichorhinophalangeal syndrome I
Exons: 9
Coding region: 1-4677 (1558 amino acids)
Biological process (GO): regulation of transcription by RNA polymerase II
Cellular component (GO): nucleus
Molecular function (GO): DNA-binding transcription factor activity; RNA polymerase II transcription regulatory region sequence-specific DNA binding; zinc ion binding
Source: RefSeq, a predicted model, not a curated record
AUGGUGAGGAAGAAGAAUCCCCCUAUCCGGAGUGUGGGAGGUGAAGAGGAGGAGGAAGAGGAGGGGAGGAGGCCAGCAGGAGAAGAGGAGGAAGAAGGGGAGGAGGAGGGGAGAGUGGGAGCCGAGGCCGAGCGAAUAAACCGACCCUCCGAACCAGAGUCCUCCGAACGGAUCAGAGCGGAUGAGGAGCAGCAGCAACAGGAGGAGGAGGAGGGGGAGAGCGAGUGCAUUUCCUCGUCCGUCUCCCCCUCGUCUGUCGGCGAUCGCUACGGUAACGAGGAGAGAGGGGGGAGGAGGGGAGGGAGGGCCAAGCAAGGAGGACCGGCGGCAGCGGCAGCGGCGGCGGCAACCGACAGACCCGAGAGCCAGUCGGAGCCUGAGGAUGGGGAGAAGGGGGUAGAGGAGGGGGAGCGGGGCGACAGAGACAGGGGGGAGGCAGAUCACCUCACCCCUCCCUUCCCCUCCGCUGCCCACCACCUCCUCCUCCCCCGGCAGGAAGGAGGGGAGGAGUCGGCGACGGACACCCCGCCGCUCUGCUACAGCCCCUCUCCCAAACUCCAGGACUUCAAGUGCAAUGUGUGCGGUUACGGUUACUAUGGCAACGACCCCGCCGACCUGGUGAAGCACUUUAGGAAGUAUCACCUGGGUCUGCACAACCGCACACGACAGGAUGCUGCCCUCGACACGCACAUCCUGGCCCUCCACAACAUGGCUCCCCAGCACACACCUCUAGACAUCCAGGCAGGACAAGGGCAGAGGAGCCAAGCCAAAGAGUUGGGAAAGACGAGGCCAGAUAUACAGAAUCCACAGCACAGGACGGUUAUGAUGAACGGCACAUAUGACGUACAGGUGACGUUGGGUGGCACGCUAAUCGGGAUCGGCCGGAAGACCUCUGAUUGCCAGGGCAACACUAAGUACUUUCGCUGCAAAUUCUGCAACUUCACAUACAUGGGCAGCAAUUCCUUGGAACUCGAGCAGCACUUCCUGUCCUCGCAUCCAAACAAAGUCAAAACUCCGCCGAGCACGCCCCUGCUGGCCACCAACAACCUGACGACGCACGAAAACCAGCUGAAAGGGAGGAGUCAGGUGUUCGACGGGGCGGAGCGAGUGGCGGUGCGGGCGGAAGACGACUCUCUGGUCGGGUACUUCAUCCCCGUCCGUGCCGAUUCCUCGGGCUGGACGGGAGAAGCCGGCCGAGGAGGCAUGCAGGCGUAUUAUUGGUGUAAGUUCUGCAGUUGGAGUUGCGAGUGGUCGGGGGGUUCGGCGAAGCUUUUGGAGCACUAUGAACAAAGACACAGAAUGAGCGGUACUAUGAGCCCCAACAACUCCAAUCCUGGAGGAGAGAGAGAACGAGGAGGAAGAAGAGACGGAGGAGAACGAGACCACAUGGCAUCCAAAAGCCGUAAAGAUCAAUCAUCCACUCCAUCCAGCACCAGCCAAGGAGACCCAAACAGCAGUGACUCAGAAGCAGUCGUGACCAGUUACAACUGUCAGUUGUGUGAUUUCCGGUACUCGAUGGCCCACAGUGCAGAUGUGAUCGUGGUGGCGCCGUUACUGCUGCACUACCAGCAUAACCACUCCAUCCACCGCUGCUGCAUCCAGCACUGCAUGUACUGUCCACAGGGGCUCUGUCAGCCACAUAAACACCUUGGGGAGGUGUCCCACCCGUUCGCUUGUCGGAAGUCCACCUGCCCUAAAUGCUGUGCAAAGUUUCCUCAGUCCACCAAACAGCAGGACGCCAUCGCUUCAAAACCCGCCACCGCCACCUCGCCCAGUCUGACCCCUCCUAACCCUAGAGGCGACCCCGGUGUGAUCUCCAACUUUCACCCCUCUAACCCCGCCCAUCCUGUCGUCACACAAGGCGUCACGCAUUUGUGCGACCAGUGCGCGUUCGCCACCACCGACAUCGACGUGUUGCUGCAACACUAUGAAAGCUGCCACACCCUGAUCAACCUGAAGGGGGCCCCCCCACACGUCAAGGCCGAGGAGGAGGCUGGGGGAGACAAGGACGGAGGAAGAGGAGGAGCAGGAGGAGGAGCGGGGGAGAGGGAGUACUCGUGUACAAAGUGUCACUUCAUCACAGAAGUGGAAGAAGAGAUUUUUAGACACUACAGGCGUGUCCAUGCGUGUUGCCGUUGUCGACGCUGUGAUUUCACGGCCCCCGAUUCAUCGGCCCUCCUCGACCAUUUUAACUCUGCCCACUGUCACGACUCCUCUCCCUCGUUAGGCUCAUUCACCACGACCUCCCUGCCCACCUCGCUGACACCAUCGCUGACGCUCUCGGCCAACGGCUGCUCGGCUCCCUCCACCUUGGCAAUUAAAGAGGAGAGCAAGGGGGACAUUCGCCUCCUCUACUCCCUCGCGCCGCCCGAGGGACGCUUGGCAGAAGGUGGCAGAGAGGAGCCGGGCGGGGUGGUCAAAAGCGAGGGAGGUGAGGAGAAGGAGAGAGAGCGAGAGAAGGGCUGGGUUCUGGGUGAGACAAGAGGACUGGGGGAAAGAGGAGGCGAGCAGGCCCACGGUUUGCUCUGGGUGCCCAAGGAGCGAAUGGGACCCGAGAGAGGAGUGGAAAGAGGAGCAGGAAGUGGGAGCCCCUCUCUUUUCCCUUCCCCCCUCUCGCUGUCUUUUGUUUCAGCCAAUCACGAGGCCUCGCAGCAGAAGAGAGGCGUGGCUUCACCUAGCAUGGUUUACCUGGGAGACACCAAGUCGUUUUUGGGAGAUACCAAGUCAUUUUUGGGAGAUGCCAAGCUGUACGGGGGAGGGAGACCAGGAGGAACCGCUGCAGCUGGAGGUGGAGGGGAGAAGCAGAGCCAGAUGCCUCCCCAGCAGUACACGGCAGGAGGAGGAGGAGGUGCUGGAGGAGGAGGUGGAGGAGGGAGUGGAGGUGGAGGAGGACAGGACGGGAAAGGAGGAGCCACGAAAGAGGAGUCCCAAUCCCUGCUUAGGCGGCGCAGAGGUAGCGGCGUUUUCUGCGCAAACUGUCUGACCACCAAGACGUCGCUGUGGAGGAAGAACGCUAACGGAGGCUACGUCUGCAACGCAUGUGGUUUAUACCAAAAGCUACAUUCGACGCCCAGACCUCUAAACAUCAUCAAGCAGAACAACGGCGAGCAGAUCAUCCGACGACGAACCCGAAAACGCCUCAACCCUGACUCGCUGUCGUCUGAAAACCCCGCCCCCAAGCAGCAGCGAAUCGCCAACGAGGAGCGCAUGAACGGGGAGGAGUCGGACAGGAGCUGUGCUUCGGUCAAAAACCAGCAGCCUUCCCCUCGCUCGCGCUCCCCGCGAUCCACUCAAGCCUUCUUAGCCAAUCAAACGUUGGAGAUCCACAGACGCAUGCCGCCUCUCCUCCUCCCCUCACAUCCCCCCUCCUCGAUGGUAGCUGAGGGCAACGGGGGCAUCGCCGAGGGGGGGAUCACCUCAAAAGUGGAGGGGGGUAAAGGAGGAGGAGGAUCAGAAAGAGGCAGCCCCAUUGAAAAGUACAUGCGUCCGUCCAAACCGUCUAGUUACUCACCUCCUGGUUCGCCCAUUGAAAAAUAUCAGUACCCCCUUUUCUCCCUACCCCUGCCGUUAACCCUGUCUCCAGAUCUGACCCCUGAGUCAGACUGGCUCCGAUUCUGGACCAAGUAUAAGAUGGCAGCCGCCUCUGGGGUUCCUGGUAGCAUCAGUAACCUAAGCAGCCCUGGUAGCCUCGGAAAUAACGCUCACUAUAUCGGUGCAAUGGUGACGCCAGUCCAGCAUCAUCAGCAAAGCUACACGGUGCCUUACUGCGCCUCUCCUUACUCUCCUCUCCCGCCUCCUCCAGCUCCCGCUCACUACCCUCCUCCUCCUCUUCACACCCAGACCUCCUCGUCGCCAUCAUUAGAGAACGAGGCUCCUCUGGAUCUCGCAAUAAGACAAAGAGAUACCGGCGCCGUUAAUGCGCACGUGUCAACAAACGGUGCCGAGAGGAGACGGCAGGAGUUGCCGCUGACGGAGAGGUUGAGAGGGAACUGGAAAGGAGAGAAAGAGGAGGGAGAGAGGACAGAUGAAGGAGGGAAUCCGGGUGAGGAGAUGGGGAAGGAAGUAAAGGAUAGUUUGACGAAAUGUCAGUCGAGCGUCCCGUCAAAUCGCACAAUGGUGGAAGUGGCCACGCAGGACGACCUGACCAACCGCUGCAUCCACUGCGGGAUCUACUUCCUGGAUGAAGUCAUGUAUGCCCUGCACAUGAGUUGCCACGGCGACAAGGGACCAUACCAGUGCAGCUUUUGCCUCCACCUGUGUGUGGAUCGCUAUGACUUCACCACGCACAUACAGAGGGGCUUACACAGGUACACAGACAAAACGUCGCCGCAGAAAGGUCACACGCAAGACGGCACGAUCCAGGACGCUGGCGAGUGUGAGAGUCCAAAUGUGACGACGGAGGAGAAAGACGGCGAGGAUCAGCGCGAGGUCGCAGGCGAGAGCGACGACGUAAUAGGAACAUGUCAGGACGACCAAGCAGAAGAAAACACGGGCAGCGACGCCAAUGACAAUGAAACGGGAGCUGAAACGGAGGCAGGAGGAGACGAACCUGCCAUAACGAACCAGGAAUCGGAAGGCAAAGCAGCGUCGGAUACCAGCGACGACGUCACGAAAACCACGGAGGUCACGGCUGUUGCGGAGUCUGAAAAGUUGGACGAGAACACAGAAGGAAAUUAAAUCAUGUCUUUGACUCACGCAAACCUUUAAGAACGUGUUAUUGGAUGAAUAAGCUGUAUGCCUUCAUGUUCCUGGAGGCGAGCUCAUGUCAACAUGGGCUUAUCCUGGGCACUAAAUAGAACACAUCCUUAUGCUGGAAGCACUCGGCUGUCAAAUGGUCAAAAAUCAUUGUAGGAUCCAGCUGAACUACAGCAGGCGCAGUUUGGAGAAAUCGCCUGAAUCCUCCGUUGAGUGACAGUCACUUGACAGCUCUGUGGCAAGAAUUCAACAACGGAGUCCGGGCAUGCAGUUCAAAUCACCUUUAAUAAACAGCCACUUCUUGUGCUUUCCAUGUAAGAGGAUUUGGAAGCUGGACUGAAAGUUGGACUGGUCAUAUUUAGGAUGAGUUUGAGGAGCUCAACUCUUGCCUCGCCACCGAACAGCAGAGCAAAAAAAAAGAAAAGAAAAAAACAAGCUAGAAGCAAAACAAACAAACUGAACUGAGCUGAACUGACUUCUUACGCGCCACGCUAACACGCUGGUCCAAACUAGUCUGGUGUAUCAUUCAGACUGUUCUAUGUCGGUACAACCAGAUCUGAUCUGGUUAGAACUUCUUGCCCAGAGCAUGUGUUUGACUGUUUCUUUUGUUUUUCUCUGUGCAAAUGGAUCAAAAAAAACCAAAACCUAUCUUGACUAUUUGACACCAGCUUGGGCUGGGCUGCAGUUCCUUUGGUGUUACCUUGGUACAGUAUGAUCAGUUGGUUUCUUUCACUCGUGCCCUGUUGUUUUUCAAACUGAUGGAGUUCUUGGAUCAAUGCAAAAUCACCGCCGGGUGGUGGCGGCUCCAGUAGACUGGUGGGGUUUGAUUUAACCAUGACUCUCUGAACUGCUUACAGCCAGUUUCAUCCGAUAGAAGCGGUGUAACUCCAGACCGAAGUGUUCUCUUCAUCCAUUGGGAUUAAACCAAGUGACAUUAUUUUCUACCUUCCUCCGUGCCAUGAUACUAGCUAUGUGCCUGGCUGCCUGCCUAAUAGAACAACCAUCUAUUAACCUGCUUAACAUUUAUAUUAAUAAUAAUAAUGGUAAUAAUAAUAAUGAUGACGAUAUCGUACAAAAAAAUGCAAUUUGCUACACUUUCGUAUAUAAUAUGUUAUUUUGUAAAGGCAAAUAAUGCUUUUUUUUGCAGGAAAUGGUACUAUAAAAAUUAGUCUAUUUGAGUUUUGUUUUGUUUUAUUUUUCCUCUUGUUUUUGAGCUAUUUGUUGUUUAUGUUCUUAAUGAGACUUCGAUAACAGCCGUCUAACAGAAAUGGUACAGCAAAAAGAAAAAAAAAAA